AUGUCUUUCAAGCUGACCACUUUCGUUCUCGCUGUCGCCCUGGCCUUUGUGCAGGUCAACGCAGAAUCGCACACCGUCACGUUCAACAACAAGUGUGGCUAUGGCACGCCUUACCUGAGAGCGUCGAACGGCGCCGUCUUGUCCACGGGCGGUAGCUACACUUCAAACGGCGCUCUCGAAGGCUCUUGCGGAAACAACGGCGAAGGGUGCACGCUCGUCGAGACGACGCUCCAGAACGGCUACAGCAGCUCGGACAUCUCGCUCAUCUCGCCCCACUCGUUCUCCGUCAGCAGCGGUUUCGGCUACUUCGACGGCUGCUCUGGCGCCGGCGCCGACUGCACGUCUGCGGACUGCUCUGAUGCCUUCCACAGCUCCGACCAGACUUGGGUGCAGGUGGGGUGCUCUGCCGCCAACGUUGGCCUCGCCAUCACCUUCUGCGACUAG
Messenger RNA from Postia placenta MAD-698-R-SB12, 444 nucleotides. RefSeq lists its product as hypothetical. The coding region runs from base 1 to 444 and encodes 147 amino acids. NCBI's taxonomy places the organism in Eukaryota, Fungi, Basidiomycota, Agaricomycetes, Polyporales, Adustoporiaceae. The transcript has 7 exons. The record is from RefSeq and is a predicted model, not a curated record.